GCGCCUGCGCAGUGGGCGGUGCGGGGGCGGGGCCGGCCGUCAGCUGACCGAGGCGGCGGCGGCGGCCUCGCGGGGACAGCAGUCGGCGUCGCAGACUCCGGCGCCGAGGGUUGCGGGCGCGUCCGCUCCCGGUGGGCGAGGCGGAGGCCGCGUAGCAUCAUGGCGACCACCGUCAGCACGCAGCGCGGGCCGCCCAGAUGAGUUCUGGAAGUCCUGUACUGAUGAUGGGACGAAGGAGAUAGACAUACGAUCCCCAUGCCUGAGCAGCACGCUGUCACCACCAUCCCUGCGUAUGCGUGUGUGGUCCACAGCCCACCCUGCCGGGUCCUCCGAGCUGCGGUAUGUGGCAUGGGGUGUACGUCGGCGAGCUCCCGCAGGACUUCCUCCGCAUCACGCCCACGGCCGCGCAGCAGCAGGUGCAGCUGGACGCGCAGGCAGCCCGGCAGCUGCAGUACGGAGGCGCGGUGGGUGCCGUGGGCCGCCUCAGCGUCACCGUGGUGCAGGUGGGUGUCCCGCGUGGGGAGCGCCGGCCCCGGCUGCCGUGCCACGCUUUCUGCGUGGACGCGUGCUUUGCCGAGGCGCGCUCCUGAAACGUAGCUGGUGA
Messenger RNA from Panthera uncia (snow leopard), 604 nucleotides. RefSeq names its product toll interacting protein (gene TOLLIP). Lineage: Eukaryota; Metazoa; Chordata; Mammalia; Carnivora; Felidae. The record is from RefSeq and is a predicted model, not a curated record. The transcript has 3 exons. Bases 342 to 590 code for a protein of 82 amino acids.